UACCAAGGAUGCGGAGUUUGUGCUAUACGAUGGCAAGGCCAAGGCUGAAGACGGUCACCUGGUCAUGGAACCGCUGCUUUGGUCCAGUUACCGACCGGACCUCUCCAUAAACAAUGCCAGAAUCGAUCUGGCCGAGAGAUGUACGGGCACCCACGAGCGGCUUAGGGAGUGUGUGCUGCAGACGACUAGGAGUGGACCCAAAGGAAUAAUGCCACCUGUAGUGACACCGCGUGUUAACACCAAGGAAUCCUUUGCCUUUCAAUACGGGCGGAUUGAGAUACGCGCCCGGCUGCCGAAGGGUGAUUGGUUGGUCCCACUGCUCCUGCUGGAACCUCUGACGGAGUGGUACGGCCAGACGGGCUAUCUGUGA
Molecule: messenger RNA, 370 nt
Organism: Drosophila kikkawai
Lineage: Eukaryota; Metazoa; Arthropoda; Insecta; Diptera; Drosophilidae
Product: gram-negative bacteria-binding protein 1-like
Biological process (GO): carbohydrate metabolic process
Molecular function (GO): hydrolase activity, hydrolyzing O-glycosyl compounds
Source: RefSeq, a predicted model, not a curated record